Molecule: messenger RNA, 1181 nt
Organism: Vidua macroura (Pin-tailed whydah)
Lineage: Eukaryota; Metazoa; Chordata; Aves; Passeriformes; Viduidae
Product: claw keratin-like
Exons: 3
Coding region: 65-355 (96 amino acids)
Cellular component (GO): intermediate filament
Molecular function (GO): structural constituent of cytoskeleton
Source: RefSeq, a predicted model, not a curated record
AGAAGCCUCCCUAAUCACUUUUCUUUUCCUCUCCUCUUUGGGUGAUCCAGCUCUGCCCUGCCCCAUGUCUCCCUUCCACGAGUGCUGCCUGCCCGCAGGCCUGGCGUGCCCCGAGCCCUUUGCCGUGACCCGCAGUGACACCUGUGUCAUCAAGUACCCCGACACCGUGGUGGACAUCGUGGAGCCCGACUUUCCCCCCUACUCCGUCAUCUACCCCGGGCCCACACUGACCACCUUCCCCCAGCAGACCCUGGUGGGCUCCACGGCCUUGCUGGACAUCAGGAACUUCCUGGGCUCCCAGGGAUUCCAUGGGUUUGGGGGCCAACCUAAACCCUGCCUGGAUAUCUGUGGAUAGACUGAAAAGCACAACUGAGCGGUCAGACAGAGCCCGACUAAAGUUUAUGGAUAAUGGAUUGUAGAAGUGCCGAGCUCCCAAGGUUCCCAUGGAGUCCAUAAAUCCAGGGAUUCCUGGCACUAGACCUGCCCAAGGACUAGAAUUUCCAAACUACGAGAAAACUGAAAUUUCUCUAUUGACCUCAUUCCAAAUUAGGGCAAACCAAAGGCCAGCAUUUUCCAAGAAACCAGAAUUAAAAAAAAAUAUAUAUAUAUAUAUCUCUUUUUUUUCUUUUUUUUUUUUUUUUUGGUUUGCUAAAAGCUGUGUGUCAAUAAAUUCGUUUUUAUGCCAACACAGAUGUUUUAUUAUCAAUUUCUCUCAAAAAAAUUACAAAAUCCACCCAAACAAUAUGACUGAAAAUCUUGGAUUCUAAAAUGAAAUUUUACCCAAAUUCCUCUUCAUUUGCAAAUUUUGCUGAACCAGCAUUUAAAAAGAAAGAAAUAAAUCAGCUCUACUUGGCAUUUCUGAAAAUUAGGAAUUUGUAGCUCCUUGCUGUGCUUUCUUCCUGCUUAGUCCCAUUGUGUAACGCUCUCCCAGUUUCUUUUCCUUUCUUUAUCUCAUUUAAUGAAAGCCAGGGAAAAAAAAAAAAAAAAACAAAAUCAAAAUAUAUACAGCAAUUGUAAGAGCAAAUCUCUUUGCAAAAUCCUUCUGCUAAAAUCUGUGAAAAUCAUGGGAGUGGGGAUUUGUUGUGGACCCUCCUGGAAUUCUUUGAUUUUAUCCUUUCCAGAGAGUUUUGCACUUGUAAAUUGAGCUUCUCGUUCCCAUUAAAUGCUGUCAUGAAGAUGCA